CCGGCUCGCAGUGGCGCAGAAGAUAGGCAUGCGCGACGAGAGUUGACCGUGUGUUUUGAAAUACAUUCACUGAUUCUCUUCUGGUUUCAUUCUCUGCGUUGCAGUGUGCCGGGGGCAGGUUUUGGCUCUCGAGUGACGUCUGCCCGUGCUUCACUUUUACACAGGUACGACUCGCACGCGUGGCACGGACAAUGGCCAUCUCCAAAAUACGACUUCCUCGGCUGGAGAAGCCCAGACUUCAUGUCGAGCAGCCCAAGUCAUCGUUCGCAGAAGGCAACGCCAGAUGGACAAACAAGGACCUCGACCCGGUACCACCACACGAAAGGAAAUGGGGCGUGACAAGCUUCAUUGCGUACUGGAUCUCAGAUGCCUUCAACGCAGCGACAUGGCAGUUCGGGGCCAGCGUGAUUGCAGUUGGGCUGACAUGGCGUGAGAGCAUCGCCGUCGUGGCUCUCAGCUUCUUCAUCAUCUCCAUCGUCAUUGCCUUCAACGGAGCCACCGGAGUCAUCCACCACACACCCUUCCCUGUCAUUGCCCGUGCGGCUUGGGGCUUCUGGGGAUCCUACGUCGCCAUCGUCUCGCGGGCUAUCCUGGCAACUUUCUGGUUCGCUAUCCAGACCAUGAACGGGGCUUUCACGGUCCGUUGCAUGAUCGGGGCAAUCUGGCCCUCCUUCCUGACCCUCCCAUCGAACAUACCGCCAUGGCAGGGGAUUGACGAUGCCACGCUCGGCUGCUUUGCGAUUUUCUGGUUCGCCCAAAUCCCCUUUCUGCUCAUGCACCCAAAUCAGCUCCGGUGGCUCUUCAUGGCCAAGUCAAUUAUCGUGCCCAUUGCCUGGAUCGCGAUCCUGAUCUGGGCCCUCGUCAGCACCCGCGGGUCAGACAUUUUCGACCAGCGGGCAACGGUGUCAGGGUCCAGCUACAGCUGGGCUUUCCUGGCCUCCAUGAACUCGGUCAUCGGGAACUAUGCGACACUGUCUGUGAACCAGGCUGAUUUCUCGAGGUAUAGCCGCGUCUCCGUGAGGUGGCAGUGCAUGUAUGUGCCCCUCCUACCGGCCUUCUUCACCUUCAUCGCCUUUGUGGGUAUCGCCUCCGCCUCGGCCGGCGGCGUCCACUACGGCGUGAUAGAGUGGGACCCAGUCGCCCUCAUCUCGCACUGGAGCAACAGGCCAGCUCGCUUCUUCGCCGCAGCCUCGUUCGCCCUCGCGGCCCUCGGCGUCAACAUCUCGGCCAACUCACUCUCGGCCGCGAACGACUUCAUGGCCCUCUUCCCGCGCUUUGUGAACCUCCGCCGGGGGCAGCUCCUCUGCGCGGUCCUCUGCUGGGCUCUGGUGCCGUGGAAGAUCCUGGCGUCGGCGGGCUCUUUCCUCAAUUUCAUGUCCGCAUACGCCAUCUUCCUGGGCCCAAUCGCGGCAAUCAUGCUCUUUGAUUUCUGGGUCGUGCACAGGCGAAGGUACGAUACUGUGGCGUUGUAUGACCCGCAUAGCAUAUAUCGGUACAAGGGCGGGGUCAACUGGAGAGCCAUUGUGGCUUUUCUCGUUGGUGUCGCGCCAAGUCUUCCUGGAUUCAUCAACGGCAUCAAUCCUGCCAUCAACGUAGGCCUGGGCGUUCACCCAUACCAGAUUGGCUGGAUGAUCGGGUUCGUGGGGACUGCGAUUGUUUAUACCGGACUAUCUCUGCUAUUACCUGCAAAGGAGACAUUUAUAGACAGGGCUGUCAGGCCUGAUGAGAUAUACGCGGCUCAGGCCGAGUACAUCAACGCGCAGAGCUCCAGCCCUGGAGAUGGAAGCGGGAGCGCUGAUCUGAAGGCCGGCGACCCUGAGAAGACUGGUUUACGAAGCAGGUUGGAAAAGUUGCUGUAAAUCUUGCAACGUUACUUGAACACAGCCCGUUCGUCAAGAACAUUUGAACCAGCCACAACGAUGCUGUGUGGAACAACAAAAAGAAAUCGCAC
Molecule: messenger RNA, 1951 nt
Organism: Diaporthe batatas
Lineage: Eukaryota; Fungi; Ascomycota; Sordariomycetes; Diaporthales; Diaporthaceae
Exons: 4
Coding region: 192-1859 (555 amino acids)
Biological process (GO): nucleobase transport; transmembrane transport
Cellular component (GO): plasma membrane
Molecular function (GO): nucleobase transmembrane transporter activity
Source: RefSeq, a predicted model, not a curated record